AUGUCAACCGUAUCCUCUCCCCGUCCGUCAAUAGCGUCUGCUCGAUCCCCAAUUCCAGCCUCGUCUCGUCGUCCAUCAGUGGAGAGCGCAACAUUCACACCUCGAACAGAACCGCCCAAUAAUGCCCUACGACGAAACAGAGCUGCCUUACGGGACUACUAUAACUUGCAUCCAAAUAGAACCGACUCUUCCUCGAGUCAAACAAGGCCGAGAAGCGUUCCACCUACCCCAGAUGGGUCCUCACGGCCAGCAAACCAGAUCUCGAACAGUGAACUCGAUAGCCCCAAUUUCGACCCAGAUGCAUAUGUCUCCCAUCUGCUCGCUACAUCAUCACUAGCUACUAUAUUGCGUGCCGAAAAUUCCCUUGUCAGCGAUAUAAAAACCCUAGAUGGAGAGCGUAAGGCGUUGGUCUAUGACAAUUACUCGAAGCUUAUAAAAGCCGUGGAAACUAUCGGCAAAAUGAGGUCAAUACUAGAGGAGGAAGGGACUCCCGUAUUAAUGACGAAAACUCUAGCUCCUGCUGUUGGGUUUGUCGCGGAGACGGCUAUGGCACUUAUCAGAGAGCAAGAAGAAUCAGGGCCAACCGGGCAGGAGCCGACUCAAACGAAAGAGAAACAGGUCAACAAUGUCAGUGCUGAAAAAGCAACAGUACUUUGGGCGCUAGAUACCCCAAAGAGAUUGAAGCGGUUGCUAGAUGCUGGGAAGAGAACAGAAGCGGAAAGUGAUUGGAGUGAGAUACAGUCACUUCUUUCAAAGUGGGACGGCGUUAAAGGAGUUAAUGAACUUCGCGCGGAAUGCGAAAUACUUAUGGGAGAUGAUGGGGAGACAGAGUAA
Molecule: messenger RNA, 834 nt
Organism: Arthroderma uncinatum
Lineage: Eukaryota; Fungi; Ascomycota; Eurotiomycetes; Onygenales; Arthrodermataceae
Exons: 1
Coding region: 1-834 (277 amino acids)
Biological process (GO): Golgi vesicle transport; endocytic recycling; lysosomal transport
Cellular component (GO): GARP complex; EARP complex; membrane
Source: RefSeq, a predicted model, not a curated record